AUGAUGAUGAUGGCAAAAUAUGCUUAUCAUUUACCUAUAAUAUGGAAAUACAGGCACAGGGCGAACAUUGAUUAUUUAACGAGCACAAUACGUAUUAGCAUCAAUUUGAGCAAUGGCGUUAGUGUGAGUGAGAUUGGUGCCGUGAUGCGGCGGAAUGUGUCCGCCGCGCCGCCGCGCCGCCGCGGGCCGCUCGGAGCCGGCCGAGUGUCGGUAGAGAGCGAAAGUGCCGAAGGCUGCCCUGCACGCACACGCGCGCACCGCACGCACACUAGACGCGUGCGCAGCACACGCACGUCACCGCUC
Molecule: messenger RNA, 303 nt
Organism: Iphiclides podalirius (scarce swallowtail)
Lineage: Eukaryota; Metazoa; Arthropoda; Insecta; Lepidoptera; Papilionidae
Source: the annotation of a GenBank genome assembly